GGUCAUCGAUCCUCGGGUUGUCGUCAUACUGAUCGAGAAUUAUUGGAAAUUAAGAGAAAGGGGAGACCGGUAUCUCAAUGUGCCGAAUGCAGAGAGUUACGAAAGACAAAGCAAGUUCACAUUAAAUGCAUCUGUCAUACGAAAACGGCUGCUGAAGGUAGGUCCUUUGGUUCAAUCUUUGUUUUUUAUAAACACAAGUUGUUCAUAUAA
Molecule: messenger RNA, 210 nt
Organism: Radiomyces spectabilis
Lineage: Eukaryota; Fungi; Mucoromycota; Mucoromycetes; Mucorales; Radiomycetaceae
Exons: 1
Biological process (GO): intracellular iron ion homeostasis; intracellular copper ion homeostasis; positive regulation of transcription by RNA polymerase II
Cellular component (GO): nucleus
Molecular function (GO): copper ion binding; DNA-binding transcription factor activity, RNA polymerase II-specific; RNA polymerase II cis-regulatory region sequence-specific DNA binding
Source: RefSeq, a predicted model, not a curated record